AGUGGUCCGUCCCUAAGUAGAUCGACGCAUUCGAUCCUAUCGUCUAGCUAGAUCGGCGCAUCCGAUCUCCUCUCUUCAUUAGAUCGGCGACCCGAUCCUAUCUUCGGCGCAUCCGAUCCUCUCUUCGUCGCAUCCGAUCCUCUCUCGUAAUCAGAUCGGCGCAUCCGAUCUUAUCACCUAGCUCGAUCCUAGCUCCUGGUUGAUACGGUUUGGAACUAUGCUAAGUGAGUGGAGUGGUUCCCGUGCCUGGCGCAUAGAUGUCGCUACGAUCACUACAGUCCCAACCGACAAUUUCAAAUAUUUCCGACGUCAGGUGUACGUCGUGUGAACGUUCACCCGACGUCGGGUGCUCGUCGCAUUUAAGUCAAUAUACGACGAAGCGAAAUUUUUUAAAACGAAAAACGCCACAAUUAUGGCGGAUUUUCUGGAGUAUUUCGCUCGUGGUUUUUGUCUAAGACAAUCGCCAUACAAAAAGUGGUUCAAAAAGUCGAUACCCUCUCUCCCCCUCACUCUUUCUCUGUGGGCACCGUACGAUCCAUCUCGCUAUUCUCACAUGGUAGCGGGAGUGAUAUCGCUUGUCUGCUGUCUUCUUUAUCCGUUCACCCAUAUCAUAUUCGUUUUGAGUGACGUUGCUUCCCCACCUCCUUCAUUCCCACCUUUCUCUCCCAGCAGUUAUAGGCGAAUGCUUGACCUUGUGUGAUCGCGCUUGACUAGGGGUUAUUGUUUUUUUUUUCUUUCCCGUUUUUUUUGGCUGCUCGAUGCAUUGCGCGUUGGCUAGAGCCGUCGUUCGAAUCUGGAUUUGAUCAGCGUGCAAGUUGUCGUGUGGAAAUAUGAAUAGAUUUACCGUUGGAGCUAUUUGUCGGAUCGAUCGGAUGCAUGCAGCGCACGGGUUUUAUAUUGUUUGUUAGUGCAAUUAGUUGCACUUGUGAAAAAAAAAAAAUCAAUCAAUGGACGAUCAUCAAUGCACUAGCACACACAACAUAUCAUGUGAAGCCAACCAAUGCUUAAAAUUGUCAAAUAUUCAAAUGAAGGAUGAUGUCUUUGAACACAUUUUUCUUUUCAUUUUUUUAAUUGUUUUUGUUCAACAAUCCACAAUUCCUGCAAUCCCCCCCCCCCUCUCCUUCCUUCCCACACAAUUUAUGAUUUCAGAGAGAGAUUGACUGUCAAACUGAGUGGAUGUGCCUUCCUCGUGCUCCUGAUUUUAUACGCUGUUUUGCCGUGUUAUUUCUGGAAUCUCAACAUUUGCAACAGUGGUGCUGCUGAGUUGUUCGUACUGGCUAGUGCGUGCCUUCGAUUAAUAUAAAGCUGCUUCUGUUUAUUCAACAUUUUUGCCGAGAAAGUGUUUGGCUUCGUUUCUGCUCCUGUCACUCAUCAGAUUGUGCUGAGUCAUCGUUAUGCAGUGCUCAACCUGCAAUGCACCCACCGAUAGUGCUAAUUCGGUGUCCUGUGCCGGUGUUUGUGGUUCCAAGCAUCACACCCAUUGCACGGGGUUGUCCCGUGAUUCUACUCGUGAGCUUGGGCGUAAUAAUCAAUUGUUGUGGUUGUGCAAAACAUGUCACGAGUUUCGCAUUGGCACAAAUUCACUUCUCACAAAUCGGCUAUCAAGAGCGAUUUGCUUCCUGAGAUCCUCGCUCUCGUUGAUAAGCGAGCGCUAACACCCAUAUUAGCUAAGCCGUCUGUUAGCAACGCAUCGCGAUCGCACACAUCCACUAAUGUAUCGUCGCUCAAUGCUACAAAUACAUCCAGAACGACUAAAACAGCUUCCGCUCGCCGUACAUUUACUAACUCAACGGAGCUCACUGAUGAUAUCCAAGCUGCGAACGAUACCAACACUGUGGAUGAUUCUGACAACUGUAACCACUACAAUCAUCGUACUAAGCCGACUAGUGAUGUUAGUGCUGGAAACUAUCGAACAAAUACACAAGCAUCUUCUGAUCCUGUUUUGAACCAAAACACCACCAACACGGGCAUAGCCGAGAAAGUAUGGUUAUACUUCACGAACAUCAAAUCGCAUGUCUCGGCUGAUGAUAUGCGUGUGUGGCUUAAAGCUGUGCUACCAACGGACGAUAUUAAUGUUUACCGUCUCACGAAAAAGGGUGUGAACCUGGACUCGAUGUCCUUCAUAUCGUUCAAAGUGAGUGUUCCUAAAUCUCUUAAGGAGCUUGCGCUGCAGUCUACUAUUUGGCCAGUUUCACUUACUGUUCGGGAGUUUGUUGCUCGUGGCCUACCAAAACAACGUGUACAUGAAAGGGCUCGAUUUGACCCUUCUGAGCUUAUUUCGCAUCGUACAAAUAGUGAAAAUUGCUCUUCAGCUGUGCCAAAAACUACCGUUCAUCCGGAUCAUUUUUUGGAACAUCGAUCGCCACCCCCACAGCGCGUGAUUCUAUCACCAUCCCAGAUGACCGAGAUCCUAGAGGCUAUUCAACUGGAGUUUCCUCCCACACCGCCUCAGUUAUCACCGGGGGUGGGGCUUCAAUCACAAUCCAAUCUCAGAAACACGAACCGCUCACCACAGAUCAGCCCGUUUGCGAAACGGAUAGCUCACAAUUAAUAGACCCAUUUGUGAUAUAUUACCAAAAUGUUCGAGGCCUUCGCACCAAAUACAAUGAAUUGCGCCUUUCUGCGAAUGAAUCAGGGUUUGAAAUGCUUGCCCUUACUGAAACCUGGUUAAAUGAAUCGAUUCCAUCCAACAUGGUCCUUGAUAGUGAUGCCUACAACAUAUACCGCUGUGAUCGACGCAGGUUAAACAACGAACGUUCGCGUGGGGGUGGUGUGCUACUUGCAUGUUCCGUUCGAUAUCCUUCUGUGGCACUUAACAUUAAUCAACCCACGCUUGAAGCUUUAUGUAUACGUGUUUCUUUUUCUAAGUUUCGUCUUUAUGUGGGGAUUGUUUAUGUGCCACCGUAUUUGAGCAGCGACCGCAACUAUUUGGAAUCCCUUUCUGCUUUCAUCAGUGAUGCAUACAUGCAAAUGAAACCGAAUGAUCAUCUUAUCCUUCUGGGUGACUUCAAUCAACCUGCGUUAGAGUGGUCGCUUUCUACCGCAGUAAGGCCAGAUUCAUCUUCAGCUAUAAGACAU
Messenger RNA from Anopheles coluzzii, 3078 nucleotides. RefSeq lists its product as uncharacterized. The record is from RefSeq and is a predicted model, not a curated record. NCBI's taxonomy places the organism in Eukaryota, Metazoa, Arthropoda, Insecta, Diptera, Culicidae. The transcript has 2 exons. Bases 1553 to 2551 code for a protein of 332 amino acids.